GCAAAAGAAAGAAUAAGAUGAACACAUGACCUGACUGUUCAAGUGGCCCAUAAAUAAAUACUUAGGGACUUUCUAAAGAAACAGUAAAGUUGUGGCCUACACUGCGGUUGAAGUGCAGUGCCCCCAUGUGGUCACUACGCCAUGAGUAGUAAGACUUACUGAUAUUCAGUAUGUGUGGGUGUGUUUGUGACGUGAAAGAGAGAAAAAAAGACAGAAAGAGUGAGAGAUUGUAGAGAGUGAGCGAGAGAUAGACAGAGAGAGCGGGAGAGAGAGAUCCAGUCGCCGUCUAUCAAGUCUCCAAGCUCCCACGUGAAACCGAGACAAAAAGCAGGGAAGGUGUCUCGUCUGGGGCGCAAUGGUGACCCACAUCUCCGCUUCGCCACGCCUCCUCGAAGCAUCCCUUUACGUCAGCCUUCACACGAGCCCACGAGCUUGCGUCCAGAGGGCUUCCCGAGAUUCAUUCUUCAGCAUAUCGCUUCUAACCGCCAGUCUUUUGUUAAAUUAUCCUAAUUAUACCUCUACAUUUCUACAAAUGAACUAAGUGUUCGUUUUGGAGUGAAAUCCCUGCUUUUAUACUGUCGGCUGGAGUCAGCGUCUCAAUAAGGCUGCGUCCAUUUGUUCCUUUGUGGGGGGAUUAACGCUCAAAAGGAUUUAUUAUGUUGACCCUGAGUGUUUUUUCUCUUUUUGGUCUGAAAUUAAGUUUUAAUAAUUUAUCUUAAAAUAAACAGACAUAUAUUCUGCAAGUAAUUUGAUUUUCUGUAAAAUAUUUGACGAUGUGUGUGGAGCCUCCACCCCUGCAUGACAUGGUACGCUCCACUCCCUGCCGUUCGCCGUUGUUGUACUCAGAGCCACUGAACAGAUUUGUCGUGAUACAAACUAAGCUACACAUUGGCAGAAAAAGCCACGAAAAGAUGCACUUCAACGGGUUUACAAUAGCAAAACGUGUGCGGAAAAGUGAAGGAAAACUUUGUCUAAGUGUGCACAAACUUUAAAAGAUCAAGAAUCCGGCACACUUGUUAUCAUUUUUGAUUGUGUUAGCACUGUUUCAUCGCACUACUACGAUUGCACGUUUCUUUCUUUUUGUAUUUCUCAUUAUUUCUGGGCCAGUCCAGUCUGAUGAAUUCACCGAAAAAAGACGGAGAUGAUGAAGUACCCGUUAAAGACCCGGUAAAAUAUGGAGAGCUGGUCAUUUUGGGGUACAAUGGCUCUCUUCCUUGCGGAGACCGGGGACGCAGAAAGAGUCGCUUUGCUCUGUACCGACGGGCCAAGGCCAAUGGAGUCAAACCCAGUGCAGUGCAUAUCCUUAACACCCCACAGGACAGCAAGGCUGUACACAGUAGGGGGCAGCACAGCAUUUCCUUCACUCUCUCCCGCAACCAGACGGUGGUGGUGGAGUACUGCCAUGACAACAGUACUGACAUGUUUCAGAUUGGACGCUCCACAGAAAGUCCAAUUGACUUCGUGGUGACAGAUACAUCUGGAGGAGGAAAAGAAGGGGAGGACCCGUCUAUCGCUCCGAGCACGAUCUCACGCUUUGCCUGCAGAGUUGUGUGUGAACGCAACCCACCUUACACUGCACGCAUUUAUGCUGCAGGCUUCGACUCCUCCAAGAAUAUCUUCCUGGGAGAAAAAGCAACCAAAUGGAAAAACCCUGAUGGACACAUGGAUGGCCUGACCACCAACGGCGUACUAGUGAUGCAUCCUGGGGGUUUCCCUGAAGAUCCAAAGCAGGGGCUGUGGAGGGAGAUAUCUGUCUGUGGGGACGUGUACGCCUUACGAGAGACGCGCUCUGGACCCAGCAGAGGCAAACUGGCCGAGGGAGAAAGCAGUGCACUAAGAGAUGGGUCCCUUGUUGAUCUGUGUGGCGCCACCUUGCUGUGGCGUACAGGCGAAGGGCUAAUGCGUGCUCCAACCCUGCGCCACCUGGAGGCACUUCGCCAGGAGCUUAAUGCAUCCCGCCCUCAGUGUCCUGUCGGCCUCAGCACACUGGCCUUUCCCAGCCUGCCCCGCAGCCACAGCCUUGAAGAACGUCAGCCUUGGGUCUACCUCACAUGUGGCCACGUCCACGGACGCCACGAUUGGGGCCAGAGAGCUGAGGGGCAGGUGGACCAUGGAGACGGCGAGGGCUCCACCACCCGCCGUGAAUGUCCCCUGUGCAGGACCGUCGGCCCCUACGUGCCCCUCUGGCUCGGCGGUGAACCUGCAGUUUAUGUGGACGCCGGCGCUCCUACGCACACAUUUAUUCCAUGUGGCCACGUCUGCUCAGAAAAGACAGUGAGGUACUGGGCCGAGACCCCGUUGCCCCAUGGGACCCACGCCUUCAGACCUGUCUGCCCCUUCUGCUCCACUGCCCUCGGCUCCCCCAGCUGGUCACGGCUUAUCUUCCAGGGUCCCAUUGACUAGCUGCAGCAACGGCAGCUGUCGCAGUAACAGGAAGACAGCUGAGGUUCAGUCAUGGUGAAAACUUUUUAGAACAAGUACAGGUAACAAAACGGUGUGCAAAUAUCUCUUUCAUAUUAUUACAGUUGGUGUUACUUUUGUACAUUCCUCAUGUGGGAAUUGAAGCUCUUAAAAAAACAUUUUAACCUUCACAUAACAUAUUGGUGACUGACUAAAAACAUUUUCAUUGUUUUUACCUAACCAAUAAUGUCGGCACAUGAGAAUACACAUUAAGGUAAUGACUUAACACCUAACAAUGUCAAAAGUAUUUGACAUAUGACAAAGAAAUGCAGAGUUUGUGCCACUGAAACUGUAUUCAGUAUUAUUAGUUUCAAUGCGAUUGUAUUUCUGCCGUUUGUUUUGUGGAAUGCACUUACAUUUUGGCAAAUAUUGCAAAUGAUCUGAGAAAUGUACAAAAGUGACGAGAAAAGAGCAGUGAAGCAGAAGAGCUCUGUGUUCAGUAUUUAAUGUUUUAACCCACAGAUUAUUAUCUGAGGAGUUCUGUGCGGGAUAUAUCUUCAACUGCUACAAGGUGAAAAUUGAGGAUAACAUUUUGUUACUGUGUGGACAUAAUACUUUA
This is a messenger RNA of Cynoglossus semilaevis (tongue sole), 3019 nucleotides long. Its product is annotated as E3 ubiquitin-protein ligase pellino homolog 2. Gene Ontology annotation, biological process: protein polyubiquitination; regulation of Toll signaling pathway. Gene Ontology annotation, molecular function: ubiquitin protein ligase activity; protein binding. The coding region runs from base 1117 to 2403 and encodes 428 amino acids. Lineage: Eukaryota; Metazoa; Chordata; Actinopteri; Pleuronectiformes; Cynoglossidae. The transcript has 7 exons. The record is from RefSeq and is a predicted model, not a curated record.